CCGGCAACACGUCGCCGUGGGUGGCCUGACCAAGCUCUCCGUGGGAUCAGAAGGAUCUCAGUUUGGCCGACACGUUCAGCAGCGAGCUGUGCAUCAUCUCCUAGUGUUAAGACCAUCAUACCUCAUACACAAAUCAAGUGUAUAUUUACCGAGUCUGGAACCAAGAUUGCUAUUGAAUACCUGAACAGGUCCUGUACGUUAGCGGUCCUUUGCGAUAGAGCCGUUUUCUCCACUUGGACGCACCGGUGUGUUGCAGUGCAGGGUAGGGUUGACAUGGAAGACACACCAUUUGCGCUUAGAGCUGGCUCUUCUGCCAUCGCUAAGAGACAGUCUGUGGAUAAUGUGCCUGCAGCUUUGCGUGCUGGGUCUCCAAGCAUCGUGUCGCCCAUCUCAGCCUCGCGACCACCUCUCACUCGAAAGAACACAUCCGGGUCAGACAGGCUUUCGCAGCUGUUCCCCUCUCGAUCGUCUUCAACCGCGCCUAUAAGUCCCCUAGACACACCUCUGCUAUCAAAGCGGAACUCGUUUCCCUCUCCCAUUACUCCUCCCGUCGAUCCUACGUAUAACAUCCCGCGUGCACCGGCACCGCCGUCUUUCUCCGACGAUACAUCCUAUAGUUCGACGCCCGAUGCAUUCAGCCCGACCGGGGCGCAUCAGGCUUCACAAACUCGUAACGGCGCACAUCGCUUCAUAAACCGUUUAGCGUCGCUCAGAAAUCCUAGAUCUAGGGGUGGAGAAUAUAACAAGCUGGACGAUGAGGAAUCGAGAUUUGACAGAGAUAGACUCGGGAAUGUCGCCGAGGUGGAUGAGCCCAUAGGGUAUGACCUGAGUGGUAUAGAUGGUUCAAUUUCCAUGGACAACAUCAACACCCGUCGGGGCGUACUGAGCGCAACAGAUGCCGGAGGGCAGGAGGAAGACUUGAACGAGGCAGGCUACGCCGCGGAAUAUGAGCGACUCGAGGCCCAGCUCGGCGCAGGCAUGGCUACUGUCAUGGAAAUACAACAACCCGCCGGUCACGGCCCGUCAUCCAGGGAACACGCAGAGAAUGGCCAUCGGAGGGUGCUAUCCGACCCCAAGAUAGCGCAGCACGAAGCUGAGAAAACGGGCGAGAUAGUUGCGAUUACAGAGAUUACGGUGGAUAUAAGUGAUCUGACGAACGAUAAUCACGACAUGGAAACACGUAGUGCCCUUACUGUAUCGCAGAAAGAUGAUAACGAAAAGAGUUACUACUUUCCGCCUGAUCCGGAAAAACCAUCAUGGCGACCAUUUUGGAUGGGCUGGCCAUGGCUUUCCUUUCUCGUGCUUAUUGCGCUGAUUCUGGCUGGCCUUCAAGAGUUCAUAUGCCAGCUAUCACUGCGCAAAGUUAGGGAAGACCCUGAGGGUGGACUGAUCCAGUUUACGAAAGCCAAAGAAUUGACGGUCAUUGCGUACUUUACAUGGAAAUAUGCGCCGAUACUGUUCUUCAUCAUAUACGGUAUCUUCUGGCAGAUCACGGAUUUUGAAGUCAAGAGAUUGGAGCCUUACUAUCAGCUUUCCAAGGAGAAUGGGGCCACAGCAGCCGAAUCUCUCAACAUGGAUUACCUUACAUUCAUGAGCUGGCUUGUACCAUUGAGGGCGCUGCGGCACAAACAAUAUGCCGUGAUCUAUGUAUCCUUGGCUACUCUCAUAUCUAGUAGUCUGGUACCCGUAUUGCAAUCGGCAUCUGUGGAAAUGUAUCCCCCUCGUAAAGAGCGUAAGAGCGAAGGCAUGAAAUCCAUUCGAAUAGAUCCAGCUUGGUCAAGAGGAGUCACCGUUUCCUUAGUAUUUGUCGCCAUCUUUGGUCUUGUGCUCAUGCGCGACAUGCGUCGCAAGAGCGGGCUACUCUCCAAUCCCAAAGGCAUAGCUGGUAUCGCGGCCAUGGCUACCAAAUCCCACAUUCUGACAGACUUCCGCGGCUUGGACACUGCGCCAUUAGAAAAAAUCCACAAGCAGCUCCGCCAUCGACGCUACAAUCUUCACAAGAGUGCUCUUUGGCAGGGUGAGUUCAUUCGCAACAGCACGGAGAAGAUCCCGGAUACUGGGUCCGAUCCACGCCCGCUUAUGCUUCGGCUGAGGGCCGGGAUACCUUAUAUCUGCUAUUUGUUCGUGUUCAUGGUCGCGAUUCCCUCGCUGCUGUUCAUCAAAGGGGCAGACAUUGUGGUUGAGAAACUGCCAUUCCUCUUAACUGCGCUGGCUACCGCCGUCAAAGUGCUUUGGGGCACUCUCAACAACGACGUCCGCAUGCUCGAGCCUUUCUACAUCCUCGCGCAAGGCCAUGCUCCCCCCAAGAUCCUCACUCUCGACUACACUGGCACCAACCCCAUCUUCCUCCCCGUCGAAGCCUUAAUGAACAAGCACUAUCUCGUCAGCCUCGUCGGUACAGGCGCCAUCAUGGCCGAAGUCCUAACAGUCUGCGUGUCGGGCUUCUCCGUCAACGGCCAAAAGUUCAUCGCCGGCCACGGUGGCGAAGGCAAAACAGAAGAAGACGACCAAUGGGACCGCGCCAACACUGACCAAACCUUCACCUCCUUCUGGACGUCCUUUUGUCUCUCCAUCGCCAUUCUCAUCUUCCUCAUUUCUGUUGCUGUCGCUGUGUAUCUCCGGCGCUCUCAUAAGUUCAUGCCCCGCCAGAUCGGCACCAUGGCGUCUGUGCUCGCAUUUAUCCAUCAGAGUAAGAUGUUGGUGAACUUUGUGGAUACCGAGGAGAUGGAUAGUUCGCAGAUGACGCGGCAUCUGGAGCGGAAGGGGAAAACGUAUUCGUUGGGUUGGUUUUCGGGAAGGGACGGUGAUGAUCAUUGUGGGAUUGAUGAGGAUCCGGUACUUGCGCCGUAUCAGUAUGGGAAGGAUUGGACGAAGACAAGACUUUUGGGUCACCAGGUUGGGACUUGGGAACACUACUAAUAUGUACUUUUAGUCGCAACUAGGGGAGAGUUUUAAGCUUGCAUAGGUUCCGCAUUUCACUGGUCUUACAUUGUAAUGUACAUAUCGACGUGAAUUCCGACCAAGAUAAUAUCAUGCCACGAACUUGAAAGGAACUCGUGCAAAAGAAGAUAUCUCGCACCCUCCCAUCGCGCAUCUCCUCAUUACCCAAGUGAGCAAAUCACCACAUCCCUCUUACCCAAAGGACAAAACAAAAUUCCCUAACCUCCUCACCCUCCCUCCGCAUCACCUCUCCCCCAAAGGCCCCUCACCAUCCUCAUCCCCCUCCUCCCUCCCAACCUCAACCCAACCAUCCCCGUCCUCCUUCCUCCCCCCACCCAUCCACCUCCCCUCCCAACCCCCUCUCCACCCCUCAAACACAACCUCUUCCUCUCUACCCCCCUCCUCAUCAACAACCUCCGACUCAUUCCGAUCCCACCUCCUCAUCUCCUCAACCUCCUCCUCCCACCCAUCAAUGUACAACUCCAGCAUCUCAUCCGAAAACGCCGCGUCGCGGACCUGCGCUACGAGCGCUGCGUGUUUUUGCGCCUCGUGCU
Messenger RNA from Periconia digitata, 3494 nucleotides. The record is from the annotation of a GenBank genome assembly. Lineage: Eukaryota; Fungi; Ascomycota; Dothideomycetes; Pleosporales; Periconiaceae.